Colletotrichum chrysophilum is the source of this 402-nucleotide messenger RNA. RefSeq lists its product as uncharacterized. The record is from RefSeq and is a predicted model, not a curated record. Lineage: Eukaryota; Fungi; Ascomycota; Sordariomycetes; Glomerellales; Glomerellaceae. The coding region runs from base 1 to 402 and encodes 133 amino acids. The transcript has a single exon.
AUGGAGGAACUUCACCAAAAGCCGCCCAUGGGCUCCGGACCUCUUUUCCAAUUGCCACUUCAAGAACCUUCUCCACUAUCUCUCGUUGUCGUGGCCAUGGCGUCUCCAAUUCCUGAGAGAAUCAACCUCAAGAGCCUGAUGUAUGUAUGGUACACACAUACGGACAUCGACGCAGCGGACAAAUUUCUGACCGACUUUGGCCUCAUACGAGUGAAGGCAACACCAGACAAGAUUUGGUAUCGCGGCUUCGGUGAAAGCCCGGCCUGCUACAUAUCCGAGAAGUCCGCGGAUGGCAAGCCAGCAUUACUUGGCGGUGGAUGGAGUGUUGACACGUAUGACGACCUGAAGGCUGCAGCUGAACUACCGGGCGCUUCCCCCAUUUCCAAGGCCAAGAUGUCAUAG